This is a messenger RNA of Blastomyces gilchristii SLH14081, 1810 nucleotides long. RefSeq names its product peroxisomal carrier protein. NCBI's taxonomy places the organism in Eukaryota, Fungi, Ascomycota, Eurotiomycetes, Onygenales, Ajellomycetaceae. Bases 486 to 1517 code for a protein of 343 amino acids. The record is from RefSeq and is a predicted model, not a curated record. The transcript is spliced from 4 exons. Gene Ontology annotation, biological process: transmembrane transport.
UUUUGGUGCGUACUUGGGGUUAAAUUGUUAAAUGAUAGAGUUCGCUGUCCCCCACGAGACCCGCGUCUGCAAUGCCUCGGCUCAAUGCUCCCGCCCGCUGGGUGAAUUUGCCCGCAGCCGGAGCCAGGUUUCGGCACUCCGCUGCGAGAACUGGGAAUUCUUGAAACGAAAGUAUCGGAUAAACAAAAAAAUAAUUUAACCAAUCCCUUCCUUUCUCUCUCUCUCUGUGUGUGCGUUGCCUAUUUAACAUCUCGUUAAACAAAUACCUCUCUCCUCCCCUCCUCUGUAUUCUUUCUCGACUGCGGCGUUGGGCAGAUUACCUUCCUUCAAUUUCAUUUGUUCUUCUUUUGUUUAGAGACAGUAUUUAUCGGUUUCUUCGUUUCCCCGCUUGUCUCAACUGAGCCUGAAUUAAUCCCAUCUGGCACUGGGAACGUAACCCAACUAGCCCAUUGACAAGGCAAAGUCAACUCUCCAACUAAGGCCCCAUGGCCGGUCAGUCGAAGCCGGUGCGUCUUUCGCCCUUGCAAAGCGCCGUCGCAGGAGCCACAGGAGCUGUACUGGCAAACGGAUUAGUAUAUCCAUUAGACAUUGUAAAAACGCGGCUGCAAGUCCAAGUUAAAUCUUCAAAACUCGAAAACGGCCAUGUCCCCGGCAGCGACGAAGUCCACUAUGAUUCGACGAUAGACGCAAUCAACAAAAUCAUGGCAGAUGAGGGUAUCAAGGGUCUCUACUCCGGCAUCCAUGGCUCCCUCCUCGGAGUAGCGUCGACCAACUUCGCAUACUUCUACUGGUACACAAUUGUACGAACACUCUACAUGUCAUCGAACCGCGUACAGAAACCACCUGGUACCGCCGUCGAACUUAGCCUUGGAGCUGUUGCCGGUGCGAUUGCCCAGAUCUUCACAAUCCCAGUCUCGGUCAUUACAACCAGGCAACAGACGCAACCUAAAGGGGAAAAGAAGGGCCUAUUUGAUACGGGGAGGGAAGUAGUUAACAGCGAGGAUGGGUGGAGUGGAUUGUGGAGAGGCCUCAAAGCCAGCCUUGUUCUUGUGGUCAACCCUGCCAUUACAUACGGAGCCUAUCAGAGACUAAAGGACAUCAUAUUCCAAGGCAAGAACAGUCUGAAACCAUGGGAAGCUUUUAUUCUGGGUGCAACGUCCAAGUCCCUCGCGACCAUCGCAACCCAACCAUUAAUCGUCGCCAAAGUCGGGCUACAGUCCCGACCACCCGCGAUCCGACAAGGAAAACCGUUCAAGAGUUUUGGUGAAGUUAUGAGGUACAUCAUCGAGCAUGAGGGACCCCUAGCUUUAUUCAAAGGAAUUGGCCCACAAAUCCUGAAGGGCCUCCUGGUUCAGGGAUUCUUGAUGAUGACAAAGGAAAGACUUGAACUGCUCUUCAUCCUCUUUUUCGCGUCUCUUCAAAGGAUCAAACAGUCCAGAUCGAAGAAUGCUACAGAGCUGUCAGCAGAGAAGGCAGCUCAGAAAGCGAAAACCUUUCUGCCUGUAACGCUAAAAUAAAUGCCUUUUUUUUCUUUUUGGUUUUUAUCUUUCUUUACCUAUGUACUUUCUAAAUUUAAAUGUUCAUUUUCUCUCUUUUUUUGUAAUCAGUAAAGAUUUUUUUAUCUUUUAUACUAGAUAGUUGAGUUUUUUAUUUCAUAAACAUCUACAACAUGGAAAGCUUGUUUUAAAAUGACUUUCAUAUCAUACCGGAAAUGUAGGGUUAUUACACGACCGGAUUAUGAUUAUUUCAUCAUUUUAAUCAGCAACACAGUUGUCAAGCUGUUAUUAUUUAUUAUUAUUCUUCUUCUUCU